Gregarina niphandrodes is the source of this 1038-nucleotide messenger RNA. RefSeq lists its product as hypothetical. The transcript has 2 exons. Bases 1 to 1038 code for a protein of 345 amino acids. The record is from RefSeq and is a predicted model, not a curated record. Lineage: Eukaryota; Apicomplexa; Conoidasida; Eugregarinorida; Gregarinidae.
AUGAGACUGAACUCUGACACGGAGGAAAAUGCAAGGUUGCUGGAAGCAGAAAAGGAGGAAGGUCCAGUGCAAGACAACGCCGAAGUACGAUGGCCAAAGCCGGGCACAGAUGGUCAGCAGCUGCGCGGUCGGGAGUCUGGGUCGAUGGAGCAAACGGUCGCGGUGGACCCAGAAGCUGCGGUCCCGCCCCCGGGAGAAGUCGCAACGCCCACUCCUGUCGACCCCAAAAGCCAAUCUGCAACCGAGCACGUGGCAGCGGACAAGGUGACCGAUGAAGCGAAAGCCGAAGCAACGAAAACUGAAGGAGGGAAAGCCGAAGGAACGGAAACCGAAGGAACGGAAACCGAAGGAAAACGGCCAACAGAGUCGGCUUGCAUUUUGGACGGGAGCAAGUUGAUACUACGCAUAGCCAGUCCUGGUAAGCCGUUCCAGGUGGACCACGGGUUGAAGAUCAUAAUGGCGGAUGGACCUUUGAAGCGGAUUGAGCGAUCAUUAUUGCACAGCACGUACGUGACGGAGGCGUCAGACACGACGGUGGUGGUGGAUGCGGGUGGGCCGGGGUUGCGGUUUGCGCCGUUGUUGCCUUCGUUAUUGGACGGCGUAGUAUACACACGAGAUGGGUGCACACAUGUGGUCUUAUCCGGCACGGGCGCGAUCCAACGCAGCCGUGUCAGCGCCCCGAAUAUGCCAACGCGGGUUGUUAACAAGUUCGUCGCUCAACAACAUUUCAGAUUCCACACUGAAACGGAAGCUACAGACACGGAGGAGGUGUUCUUCCCGUGGUCAACUUUAGGACAUCACUCAGGUCAGGGUGGCGUUAUCUUUGUGCGCUGCGACGACAGCAUUUAUUCGCACCGCUUAAAACCGCGCAAACUCGACCUUUCGGAGGGACGAGUCAUCGCUUGGUCGGCCGGUAUCACCUUCCAGAAUAACAAGGGCUGGUUCUGCUUCAAACGUCUAUCAAGCGCCGCCGGCCAAGGCUCCGUCUGGAUCGACAACGGCAAGUCCAUGAACAAUCCCAACGUCGUUUUGACCUAA